This is a messenger RNA of Chenopodium quinoa (quinoa), 1236 nucleotides long. RefSeq names its product N-terminal acetyltransferase B complex auxiliary subunit NAA25-like. Bases 548 to 847 code for a protein of 99 amino acids. The record is from RefSeq and is a predicted model, not a curated record. The transcript has 2 exons. Lineage: Eukaryota; Viridiplantae; Streptophyta; Magnoliopsida; Caryophyllales; Amaranthaceae.
AUUAGCAGGAAUUGGCUUUAGCUCAUAAAGUGUGAUGUUGCUUUUGUUCUAUUGGUGCAUACGGUUCUUGUCAGUCGUGGAUUUUAUGAGUGAAGUGCAUGCUGCUAGGGAUGUGUGGAUUGGUGUGUGUUCAGUGCUUAAUGGAGAUCAUGGAUAGACUCUAAGGACAACCUCUGGAGUUUCUUGUUGAUGAAUUUAUAUUUUAGAGGGUGUUGAUGAAUUGAAAUUAAGGAUUUUAGGAUUACUUAUUCCAAUAUUUAAAACUCGAAGUGCAUAUUGUCAUGAUGCAUAUGCACUUGCCCACUUGGGUUAGGGGGGGAUGAUUGAAAGACUUUAAACUGAGGUUUAUUGAUAAAAUAGGACGGCUGGUUUUUAAAGCUUUUAAAAUUUUCUGUUUGUAUAUUGAGUCAAGUUGUGCUUUUGGUAAAAGUAUUUCAUGAUUCUACAAAGUAGGUGUAGACUGUGGAGGGCCUAAAAUUAGAAAAUAGUAUCGGGGUUGGGACUCUUAAUAUUUAUGGGCUAACCAGCAGUGUUGCUUCUGCUGCCUAUGUUUCAGGUUAUUGAAUUUGUGCGGUUUAAAGAACGAUUGCAACACUCUAAUCAAUAUCUGAUUGCACGACUUGAAUCAUCUAUUUUAAAGCUGAAAGAGAAAGCUAAUAAUAUUGAGGAGGAAGAGGGUGUUUUUGAAUCCUUGAAAUGUGGAACUCAAGCUCUUGAGCUUGCUAGUGAUACGUUGUGUCAAUCAUUGACAUUCAACGAAGAAUUACAAUUAAGGCCUUGGUGGACUCCAACUCCAAAAAAGGAUUAUCUUUUAGGUGAGUGCAUCAUGCUAUUUGGCCAGCAGUGAACUGUAAUUUUUUUUUUUUUGUUUUUUUUUCCCUCUCUAAUUGACACUUUUUUCGCUUUCAUGCAAAUUGUAAAACAAAAGUCUGGUUUCCCUAAUAGAUAUAUGUCUACAGUAUAUGUUUCUCCAACUUUUCAGCAACCAUAAAUAUCUUUAUGAGCUAGAUGCUACUGUUGACUAGGCUCUUAUAGGUUAUCGCUAGAUGUGGCUGGGUGGUUUAAGGGUAAAAGGUAGGGCAUCAAAGGGAAGGGGAGGGGCGGCUGGGUGUAGUGGUGGUUUAAUUUGGUGUUGAGGAUAUAACCAUGAUUAAUCUACUUUAAGUUAAUUAUUUGAGAAUUACCUUAAUACAUCUAGAUUAAACAAAAUUUACGAGCUAAAGUUACGAUCUUGGG